AUGUACGAUUAUUUCCAGUACAAAGGUGCCGAGAACCUCGACUCCAUCAGGGAUAAGGAGCCUCAUAGAUGGCGAAGGCAAGUCUGGGACAAGGCUUUGAAUAACAAAGCCCUGGAAACGUACGAGGCGUACACUAGAGACACAGUGAAAGACUGGUUAGACAAAAUCGAAUCUUACGGAGGGGCUCCCAUAAACACGUCUCUUUUUGCUGUUCUGAUCCCUUUCGACAACAUUGGCAAGGUUGCAUACUCGACCAAUUUUGGUUCUGUUAGGACUGGUAGGGACCUUCCAAUGCUUUCAUUGAUUGAGACCUUGUUCAAGACCAUCGGAACACUAGGCCACCUGGACUGGCCUCUCCCACUGACAGCAGACCUUGGACUCGGAAAGGAGCAGAUCCAGUUCGAGGAUAUUGCAGUUCGCAUGAUUGAUGAGCGCGACAAGCGUAGCGAGGAAGGCCUUGAAGACAUGGUCAAAUAUUUUCUCGAAGAUCUUAAAUCGGCAAAGCCAAAAGCAUUCUUUGACCGUAAUGUCCUCCACUCGGACUCGCAGGCCAUCCUCAUUGGCGGAGCACCGACUAUGGGAUCAGCGAUCGGAUAUCUAUUCUACCACAUCGCCAAGCACGCGGCUGUCAGGGAGAAGUUGUACAAGAGUCUUGCUGAGGUGUAUGGGAAGACCAUACCUGGCCAAUUCAAAGACUCGGAUCUAGCGACACUCGAGUAUCUAGAUGCAGUCAUAAAUGAAAGCAUGAGGAUCGUCAGUCCAGGGGGCUCAAAUGCACCAAGGAACACUCCACCCGAAGGGAUCGAAGUUGACGGGGUGUUCAUUCCUGGAAAUGUCAAGAUCUUCACGCCCAUAUACGCGUUCAGUUUGAGCGAAAAAUACUUUGUUGAGCCGGAGAAAUUCAUUCCCGAACGCUGGACCACCAGGCCUGAACUUGUUCUUGACAAGAGAGCGUUCUUCCCCUUCCUCCAAGGGCCAUUCAGCUGUGUUGGAAAGCGUCUGGCAUUGAUGCUGAUCCGGCUUCUCAUCGCAAACACACUGUGGUCGUAUGAUUUUGAAUUCGCCCCUGGCGAGGACGGCAACGAUAUUUUUAGGAAAGCCAGGAAUCAGUUAGUUGUCAAACCGGGCAAGCUAAACGUUGUGUUCACCAAACGCACUUGA
Messenger RNA from Phaeoacremonium minimum UCRPA7, 1161 nucleotides. Its product is annotated as putative cytochrome p450 protein. Gene Ontology annotation, molecular function: iron ion binding; heme binding; oxidoreductase activity, acting on paired donors, with incorporation or reduction of molecular oxygen. The transcript is spliced from 6 exons. Lineage: Eukaryota; Fungi; Ascomycota; Sordariomycetes; Togniniales; Togniniaceae. The coding region runs from base 1 to 1161 and encodes 386 amino acids. The record is from RefSeq and is a predicted model, not a curated record.